UGACGUCAAUGCGUGAGUGAGUGCGUGCGCGCCCCCGAGCGCGCGGGGCGGAAGCGCCCGGAGCUGGGAACUGGGGUCGGCGUUGUUUACAGCCAUCGGUCCUCCGUCGGGGGCGAAGGGGCCGCUCCAGUGCCCAUGUGCCCUCAGCCGCCCAUGGAGGUGAUGGAGGGCCCGCUCAACCUGGCUCAUCAGCAGAGCAGAAAAGCUGACCGUUCACUGGCAGUGGGAAAGUAUGAAGAAGCAGUUUCUUGUCACAAAAAAGCAGCAGCAUAUCUUUUGGAGGCCAUGAAGCUAACACGAUCGGAUCAGGCCCAGUUAUCAUUGCAGUUGCAAAGGGAAAGCCACCUGAAACAGAUACUACUUAUCCAAGAGCGCUGGAAAAGAGCAAAAAGAGAAGAGAGACUGAAAAUACAACAGGCUAUGGACAAGGAUAGUGCUGUACACCCACAAGCUUCUCCUAAAACAUCAGCUGAGGAAUCGGAUGACCAAAGUGUAGCCGCUCCUGCUAGUCUCAAGUAUAACCCCUCCCUGGAGAAAGAUGUGCAGGCAAACCUUGGUGUGUUGGAUAGGGACCCCGAUACGCUACUGUUUUUGCUUCAGAAAAGAAAGGAACCACAGGAAGUAUGUGUAAGAAGUAAAACUCCAAAGGACGACAAGACAAAAAUGGAGGAGCAGGCCACCAAAAUCGCACUUCUAGAACGGCAUGUGGAAGUUCUCUUAGCAGAAAACGAGCGAUUAAGGCAGGAGAACAAGCAGCUCAAAGCCGAGAGAGCUAGGCUCCUCAGAUCUCCUCUAGAAAAAGAGCUGGAUGUAGAUGCUGACUUUGUAGAGAAGUCAGAGCUCUGGGGUCUGCAGCAGCAUUCAGAAACUGCUGCUGCCUCUGCCUCGUCUUGGCAGAAAUUUACAAGUGCAGGGAAGGCCAAAGACAUUCCCAUACCCAGCCUUCCCCCGCUGGACAUUCCUUCCCCUGAGCUUCCUCUCCUGGGGCUCUCAGAGGAUAUAUUGAAGGGACUCAUGAAUAGCUCAGUGGAGACCACAACAUUUGCCCACCUGUAGUUCAGCAAAAUCCAAAAAGGGAAAGCCAGUACAGCUGUGAUCCAAGGGCAAAAACAUCAACUGUCACCCCUAGAAAGGGAGGAAAUCUUGGUGACUUUGUCACUGAAAAAUAUGCAUGAUAUUAGGUUGGAAUAGAGCUUACAAUUUACCAUCGUUGGUAAAAGCUAAGCACUCUUUUCCCCUUCUCAAGCCAAAUGACUGGGGCAGGGAGCGGGGAGCAACAAGUAACACAGAGUAUACUGUCUGUAACAAGUCUAAUGCCAUAAAAUAAUGCAUUGUUGGCAUGGCAUGGGCCAGAGGGUGACAAUUAUGGCAUGAGAAGACAUUUUCUAUCGUGCAUUUGAUUGCCUUUUGAUUUAAUUAUGCACAGAAUCAGUGAACACAUUAGAAGUUACUGCAGGAUGGAUCUAUGUGCCACACUUCUGCACUCCUGACUUAACAUGUAAUGUCAGCCAAUCAGGAGAGAUGCUAAAUUUCCAUUUUUCAGGAACCAAAUUUAGUUGUUUUUGAAAUAUUUUGAUUUGUUUACAUAAUCAGGGUGCUUCAUAAUGUGUGUUUUCUGUAUAAGAAACUACUAGGCAUUGUUUUAAGCAAAUACACAAGGAAGAACAGUCCUUGGUGCAUGAAUGGAAAUAAUGAUAGUUGCCAGAAAAUAAAAUGUUUCAGGUCUGUUUUGAA
Messenger RNA from Sceloporus undulatus (fence lizard), 1734 nucleotides. RefSeq names its product nuclear receptor binding factor 2 (gene NRBF2). Bases 136 to 1056 code for a protein of 306 amino acids. Gene Ontology annotation, biological process: autophagy. The transcript is spliced from 4 exons. NCBI's taxonomy places the organism in Eukaryota, Metazoa, Chordata, Lepidosauria, Squamata, Phrynosomatidae. The record is from RefSeq and is a predicted model, not a curated record.